CCACUUCCGCUCCUGCGCGCUCCAGCCGGGCCUGUGCGGUAGACAUGGCCGCCUCCCGCUUACCUCCAGGCACGCUGACACUAAAGCAGUUCCUGAGGAGGCAACAAGUUCUCCUUCUUUAUAGAAGGAUUUUGCAAGCUAUCAGGCAAGUUCCAAAUGCAUGUGAUCGCAAAUACCUGCAGAACUGGGCAAGGGAAGAAUUCAAACGAAAUAAAAGCGCCACGGAAGAGGAUACUAUCCAGAUGAUGAUUACUCAAGGCAAUAUCCAGCUAAAGGAGUUAGAAAAAACACUUGCAUUAGCAAAAUCUUAAUGCUUGUGUUUAUCUGAAGAAUUUUCAAAUAUUCAUGUUUUUUGCUGAGUUUAGGCUUAAUGGACAGCUCAAAGCCAAGUCAAACUGCUGGUAUGAACAGUACUCAGGUACACUUUCAGAAGAUGGAGCAUAGUGCAUUCUGGAAAGCAAUGAAAAGCACAGUGAAACAAUGCUUUGGAACUGAGAAACACACCUGAGUUCUAAUAAUGUUUCCGGAUGUGUCACUAGUUUUCAUAAGAAGCAAAAAUUAUUAAACAGCUUGUUGCAUGUGAAAAGAUACUCAACACAUAAUCUGGAAAAUGCAUAUCAAAACCAUACUGAGGUAGCACUUCAUUUUCACUACAAUGGCUAUAAUUAAAAAGGAAAAUAAACAUUGGUGAAGAUGUGGAGAAAUUGCUCGGUGGCACACACCUAUAACUUCAGCACUCUGGAAACUUCUUGAAAUACCCUUCUGUAUUACCCUUAAGGGGCAUCAAGUACCUUGUUCAGCUGUGCCAUGAUUUGAUAGCCAAAGGACUUUUGAAAGACUCACUGGCAAAUCUGGAUUUCUGCUGGAAAAAAAAAGGAAAAGAACUUAACACAUUCAAAUACCAAAAAGAGCAGGGAACACUUUAGGCAACUUCUGGGUGAAACUUCCAGGACUACCUUUUGAUGUGGAUAGAAGUAUAUCCUGAAGGAAAAUCCUCAGUAUGUUAGGUUCUUCUUCAGAGAAAGGAAAAACAAAGAAUUCUGAAGAGUACAUCAGAGACAAAUACAUCAAAACCAGGUUGACUGAGGACGCUUUUGAUAGCAAUUACAUUUAUAAUACAUGAUUAACUUAAAGAUGUGGAGUCAAAAGUUUAUGGAAGUUGAGGUUAUCAGUCUUGAAAACUCAAGUCCUGUUCAACAGAACAGAGCUAAGAAGUGAAUCCAAUCUGGCCAGAUGGCGAAUCUGAGAAGAUUUAGACAGAAUUUUGCAGAAUGAGAUAUGGUGCUGGUAACUGCACUGGAAGCCAAAGGAAUAGAAAUAACCGGUGGUAUGUAUCUUUGUUGAUGGCCUGGAGUGCCAGAGCUCCACUUCUGUAGCCUCAGGAUUCACAACACGGUACUUCAGAAUCCUCUUCUGAGGGAGUAACCUAAUGCAAAAGGCUUGCAUGAGCGUUUUCAGGUUCCUAAAUAAACACUAAUAUGUUGAAAACCAUCUGACAAGGAGAAGCAUUGGUCAAGUUUCUGAAUAAAGAAUACUUUGGAAAGAUUUUGCGGUAUGUUUGAUGUACGUACUCAAACACAGUCUAAUAAAUCUAUAAACAUUUUUUUGAUACAGGGUUUUGCUCUGCAAUUCAGGCUAGCUUUGAACUAAUUGUGUAGCGCAUGCUAGCUUCAAACUCUCCGUGAUCCUCCUGCCUCAGCCUCCUAAGUGCUGAAAUUAUAGGUGUGUGCCACCACACCCAGCUGAAGAAGCCUACAAUCAAUGAAUUUAAAAAGUUUAUGGAACAUGCAAUCAGGGACUUUUGCAGUUAUGUAUAUAGGAACACGCAUUUGUGGUUUGAAUUCAAGAUGCAAAUAUUAAACUCCAUGAGAACUGAA
Messenger RNA from Cavia porcellus (domestic guinea pig), 1877 nucleotides. It is a transcript of the gene Lyrm2, whose product is annotated as LYR motif containing 2. NCBI's taxonomy places the organism in Eukaryota, Metazoa, Chordata, Mammalia, Rodentia, Caviidae. Bases 45 to 311 code for a protein of 88 amino acids. The record is from RefSeq and is a predicted model, not a curated record. The transcript has 3 exons. Gene Ontology annotation, cellular component: mitochondrion.